Messenger RNA from Daucus carota subsp. sativus, 1399 nucleotides. RefSeq names its product L-Ala-D/L-amino acid epimerase. The transcript has 7 exons. Bases 16 to 1161 code for a protein of 381 amino acids. The record is from RefSeq and is a predicted model, not a curated record. Gene Ontology annotation, molecular function: racemase and epimerase activity, acting on amino acids and derivatives. NCBI's taxonomy places the organism in Eukaryota, Viridiplantae, Streptophyta, Magnoliopsida, Apiales, Apiaceae.
AUACAUUGGAGGACAAUGGUGACAGAUGCAAAUUCUGGGUUCAAGAAUUUGAAAGAGACAUUCAUAGUCGACGUGCAGAAGGCAGAAAGAAAAGCCUUAAAUGUCCCUUUGAUUUCCCCUAUUACUGUUGCAACUGUAAAGAUCGAAAAAGUUGAUAAUGUGGCUAUCAGGAUUGAGUUGGUUGAUGGAUGUGUUGGGUGGGGUGAGGCUCCUAUUCUCCCUCCUAUAACUGCCGAGGAUCUGCCGUUGGCUAUGUCAAAGGUUGCGGAAGCAUGUGAGUUUUUGAAGAGGAGUCCUCCUAUGACUUUGGGUUUAGUGUUGGGAGAGGUUGGUAGCAUUCUACAAAGCCAUUCAUUUGCUUCGGUUAGAGCAGGAGUUGAGAUGGCUCUGAUUGAUGCAGCUUCUUACAGCGUUGGCAAGCCUUUGUGGAGAUUGUUUGGUGGUGUUUCAAACACAAUAACCACAGAUAUGACAAUUCCAAUUGUUUCUUCGGUGGAAGCUGCUCAAUUGGCUUCACAGUUUCGCGAAAAGGGAUUCAAAACCUUGAAGCUUAAGGUGGGUAAGAAUUUGAAAGGAGACAUUGAAGUGCUUCAAGCAAUACAUGCUGCCCACCCUGAUUGCGCAUUUAUCUUAGAUGCUAAUGAAGGUUACACCUCUACCGAAGCUAUUCAGGUUCUUGAGACAUUACAUGAGAUGAAGUUGACUCCGGUGCUUUUUGAACAGCCAGUUCACAGGGAUGACUGGGAAGGUCUUGGUCGUGUUACCAAGAUUGCAAAAGAAAAAUACGGGGUAUCUGUUGCCGCUGAUGAAAGUUGUCGGGGUUUAGCUGAUGUAAAGAAGAUAGUUGAAGAAAAUCUAGCAGAUGUAAUUAACAUCAAGCUCGCCAAACUAGGGGUACUAGGCGCCCUUGAAAUAAUUGAGUUGGCACGUGCAUCUGGCCUGCAUUUGAUGAUUGGUGGAAUGGUUGAGACUAGAAUUGCCAUGGGAUUUGCUGGUCACCUUGUUGCAGGGCUUGGAUGUUUCAAAUUCAUUGACCUGGAUGCACCACAUCAUCUAUCAGAAGAUUCAGUUGUCAAGGGCUGUGAAGUUUAUGGUCCUGUGUACAAGUUUCCAAAUGCCAGAGGCAGCGGGUGUUUUCUCGAUUGGGACAAUAUUAUGUGAUGUCAGAUUCAGAAGCUAACAAAGAAUUUUCUGGUGGGACUACUAUUCGGUGUUGGGAGGUUAAAAUGUGGAGGAGUUGUUUUCUUAGAAUAAUAAAUAUAUGUAUCAUGUCUCUGGGAAAUAUACAGAGACAGUCCGUGCCUUUCCUGUACCUUUCACAUUUUGAACAAUCUGAAUUCUGAUUUAAAUUCUCUCCACUUUUAAAGUGGAAUGUAUUUCAUCGUUUCGUGGAACAAAU